This is a messenger RNA of Paracoccidioides brasiliensis Pb18, 567 nucleotides long. RefSeq lists its product as uncharacterized. The record is from RefSeq and is a predicted model, not a curated record. The transcript is spliced from 5 exons. Bases 1 to 567 code for a protein of 188 amino acids.
AUGGCUACUGAUCAUAGCCGGCCUAUUGUUCCUCCGCGGAUUCUCAAAACUGACUACCCCGUGAUUGAUACAGACCCACAUAUAAAACGAGUCUUCGGAUAUGCACGCCCUUCCGAUUAUGUUCUAGGGGCUGGGAUCGGUGCAUCUUCCCCAGCUCUGUUUUGGUUGAUGGAGAAAAUGCACCCUAUCAAUGCCAGUCCAGGAACAUUUGGCCGAGCUAUGCGACUGGCGACGGCCAUUGGCUUUUUUGGUGGCUUCUUCACCGUAUAUAACACAUCGUGUAAACGUUUCUACGGUUUUACAGAAAACAAACGCGAGGUCGAUAUGGAUAUGCGUGAGAUGGUCGAUAAAAUCAAGAAGGGAGAGCCUUUGUACGGAGAGUCGUCACUCUCUCCUUACAUGCAAGGGAUUGCCGCACGGAAUUCGCGAUAUUCGUCCCUAUUCAUCCAUAUCAUUCCUUGGUUCAAUUUCGUGAACCACAACCAGCACGGCGUCGACACUGCAAAGUACUAUCAACAAGCGGAACGGGAACUAGAAGCAGAACGCCAGAAGGCUCCAUCCUCGUAA